This is a messenger RNA of Arabidopsis lyrata subsp. lyrata, 700 nucleotides long. RefSeq lists its product as uncharacterized. The transcript has a single exon. NCBI's taxonomy places the organism in Eukaryota, Viridiplantae, Streptophyta, Magnoliopsida, Brassicales, Brassicaceae. Bases 91 to 324 code for a protein of 77 amino acids. The record is from RefSeq and is a predicted model, not a curated record.
GCCACUAACUCUGUUCUCUUUCCUAACAACCCAAAAUAGCAAACUCAAUACAUUCUUAACAUCACUCCUUCACUCACUCUUUCUACUACCAUGAGACUUUCUCGAAAGGACCGGCAUGUGAUGAUUGCAGAAGAUGAGUCAAAAAAGCUCAACAGAAACACUUCCAUGUCAAAUCCUAAUCUUCCUUAUCCUUAUAACCUCAACCUCUCUUCUUUCUAUACCCAUAAUAGUUUUUACAUCUACCACGGUCCACAAGUUCGUACGGUCAAAGAGUCCAUAAGAUCUUCCACCAAUGCAACUUUUUUGGUCUAUCAAUCCGACUAGCUAGUUCAAUCCAUGUAAAACAGCCGGUUUUUUUGUCAAUCAAUCUCGAAAAAAAAGAAAAAAAAAUUGUUUCGCAUCUCCUGCCCAAACGGUUUAACCAAACGAAGGCAAUAAGCCUUAACGUUCCAGUUAUGCUGAUUUUCGUAGUCAAGGGAUGAAGUAUGGCCAAAGAUGUGUGGCUCUUUUGCAGUUUUUGUUUAUUUAGAUAUGGUGUGAGUGUAUGCAGACCGGUUCAAACUUUACUCUCUUAAGAGUUUUGUUGUAAAUUUGUAAUAAUGCUACAACUUGAAUUUGUGUCUGUUUGUAGCAUGUAAAGAGUACAUAUAUGUAACCUUAUCUUUAUGUAUGUCAAUAUGGAUGUUUUUAUAUCAGUUAA